Messenger RNA from Mytilus californianus (California mussel), 1651 nucleotides. RefSeq lists its product as uncharacterized. The transcript has 8 exons. The record is from RefSeq and is a predicted model, not a curated record. Bases 83 to 952 code for a protein of 289 amino acids. NCBI's taxonomy places the organism in Eukaryota, Metazoa, Mollusca, Bivalvia, Mytilida, Mytilidae.
UUUACUUGGGAUCGGUAUCCAUUUUAUCUUUGAUAAAAUUUUACCUGUUUAUUAUUUCAUCACAUUUGUAUCGGGUGACAAGAUGAAACUGCUUAUCACAACUGUGUCUCUUCUUCAUUUUCUUGUAGCGGUGUUUGGAAAGAGUGAAAAAACAUAUACGUUUGGAAAAGACUGUUCUGUGUCCAUUGAGCAUGUAGAUGAAGACAAAUCAAUAACAGUUGUAUACAAUGGACCAGAUAAUCUACACAGUUGGUGUGAUUACAUGUCUUUUAUCGGGAGAGAUGACGGCUAUCUGAAUGAAUAUGAGAUCUGUAUAACACCGGAGGUGUACGACGACCCUGAUUGUGCAGUAGAGUUAACUUACAGGGAGGAUUAUGAUGGUACACCAUUGAAGAAAUAUACAUGUUAUGACAAACCGACAACGAAAUAUUGUGGAGAACAAGACGCAUAUAUGUAUAUAUAUCUAACCCCCAAAAGUCCUAGUAAUCUUCAGAAUGUUCAAGUGAAACUGAAAAUUGAAGCUGUAAUGACAUAUAAUUUGAAACUGAAAAUUGAAGCUAAAUAUACAUGUUAUGACAAACCGACAACGAAAUAUUGUGGAGAACAAGACGCAUAUAUGUAUAUCUAUCUAACCCCCAAAAGUCCUAGUAAUCUUCAGAAUGUUCAAGUGAAACUGAAAAUUGAAGCUGUAAUGACAUAUAAUUACUAUACAACCAUCGGAAUAAUAAUAGGUAGCGUUAUUGGUGGUAUUUUGGUGAUAAGUGUAGUUAUUGGAGUAAUAUUAUGUAUCACUUGUAGAGGACGAAGAUCGCCUGGACAGGUCAUGAACCCGGGUACUGGAGUAAGGAUGGGACAAUAUCAGUCACCUAAUGCAUCACAACCAGCAGGAAACUAUGCACCACCACUAACAGGAAGCUAUCCCACUCAACCAACAGGAAGUCAUCCAACAUAACAAACCGGAAAUGAUCAUACUCCACCGGCGCCUGUGUUUGCUGGCUACACAUACAAUACUCCUCCGCCAGCAUACAGUACAGGUUCAAAAACGUGAAUCGAUAUGAAAAUAUCUUUUUAUUCUGAGUAUGAAAUCCAUUUUAUAUUCUUUAAAUGAAAUGUCUAUCUAUGUGAUAGUGAUUAUUUUCAUCUUGAUUUAAAAAUAAGAUUGAAUUUUUCUUUAAAUAAAUUUGACUCUAUCUUACUUAUUUUACAAAUUGUCGGAUUUCAUGUCGACGAAAUACGCCAUGUUCAAUGUUAUGACCUUUCUUCUUAUUUGUGACUAAGUGUGCAAAACCUAUAUGGUCACGGUCAUAUUUUUUCAGUAACAGAAUCAAAUUGUGAAACUUUGGAACAUUUGAGUAUUGAAGAGUCUAAAUAAUACACUUCAAAGAUUUCUGUUUAUAUAAACCCUAAAGUCAAAAUGCAUUGUUGUUGAAAUACUUGAUAAAAUAAUGCAAUGUAUUUAUAAAACGUUGUUUAUGUAUACACUAUUUAUAAUAUUUACUUUUAUUUAGGGAGGAGUUAUGUAGAAGCAAAUUUAAUCUAAAUAGAGUUUAUGCGAUGCGAUCUUAUUAAAAAUAAUGAUUUUUUUUUAUUAAUUGAUUAUGUACAUUGACUGUUUUUUAUUUAUUUGUGAACAUUAAAUUUCAUAUCUUUA